Planococcus citri (citrus mealybug) is the source of this 1788-nucleotide messenger RNA. Its product is annotated as uridine 5'-monophosphate synthase-like. Gene Ontology annotation, biological process: 'de novo' UMP biosynthetic process; 'de novo' pyrimidine nucleobase biosynthetic process. NCBI's taxonomy places the organism in Eukaryota, Metazoa, Arthropoda, Insecta, Hemiptera, Pseudococcidae. Bases 274 to 1680 code for a protein of 468 amino acids. Gene Ontology annotation, molecular function: orotidine-5'-phosphate decarboxylase activity; orotate phosphoribosyltransferase activity. The transcript has 7 exons. The record is from RefSeq and is a predicted model, not a curated record.
AUCAAAUUAAUACGUCGAUCGUAAAUUUUCUUUCCAUCACUGGUCACUGCCUAUAAAAAAAAAAAUUGGCAGCCAGCCUAGCUUACCUGCGUACUGCGUAGCUAGCUGUCAACCGGCUAGGUAAAUGGAACUAGUUAAACCAUCUCAAGGACAAUCAAGGGCAGCAUGGUAGUACUGAUAUUGUGAUAAUAACACCGGCGAAUCACGCUCGUAAUAAUUGUCGUAAAUUUUGUGAAUUUCCUUCAAUUUUUGGCGAAUUUUUUAUUGUUAAACAUGGAUGACAAAUUGACCAAAUUGUGCGCCACAUUCGUCGAUAUCGGAUGCUUGAAGUUUGGUAAAUUUACUCUGAAAAGUGGUCGCGAGUCUACUUAUUAUAUUGAUCUUCGUCUUAUCAUUUCUUAUCCUUUGGUAUUGAAUGACCUAUGUACCGCAUUGCACGAGUGUUUGAAGAAAGAAGAAGUAACCUAUGACAAUAUUUGCGGAGUACCGUAUACAGCUCUUCCUAUGGCUACGUUGGUCGCUAAUAAAAGCGAUAAGCCGAUGGUUAUGAGACGUAAAGAGCCCAAAAGCUAUGGCACUAAGCAGUUGAUUGAAGGAAGUUUCAAACAAGGAGACCGCUGCAUUAUAAUAGAAGAUGUAAUAUCAACUGGAGCUAGUAUUUUGGAAACCAUUGCUGAUGUUGAAAAAGCUGGCUUAGUAGUGAAAGAUGUGAUCGCUGUUUUCAAUCGUGAAGAAGGAGGAGUCACUAAUAUACAGAAUAAGGGAUACAAUGUGCAUUGCUUAUUCAGUUUGAGUGAGGUUGUUGAUGUUUUAAGCAAUAAAGGCAUCAUAGAUUCUGAAACCGUUCAACGAAUUAUCGAAGGACACAAAGAAGUAAAGAGAUCUGCUGUCGAUGUUGUGAAAUCUGUGAAUCGUACCGAAUUAGCGUUUGAAAACCGUACAGAAUAUUGCAAAUCCAAAGCUGCGGCUAAAUUACUCUCCGUUAUGUCUGAGAAAAAGAGCAAUUUAUGUGUUGCUGCUGAUGUCACCGAUAUGAAUGCUAUAUUGAAGUUAGCUGAUGAAGUUGGCCCUCAUAUUUGCAUUUUUAAAGUGCAUUUAGAUAUUGUAAAUUCGUAUUCGGAUAAACAACUCGAAGAGUUGAAAAGCAAAGCUGUCCGUUACAAUUUUUUGCUCAUGGAAGAUCGAAAACUCGCCGAUAUUGGAAAUACGGUUCGUUUGCAAUUCAAUCAAAUUUCCAAGUGGGCAAAUCUAGUUACAGUGCAUUCGAUACCUGGGUUCGGUGUUUUGGAAGCUAUCAAAAAUGCCGAAACUUUUAAUGAGAAUUUCGGCGUCUUCUUAAUCGCUGAGCUGAGCAGCAAAGAUAAUUUGAUUACUCCCGAUUAUACAAAAAAAACUGCGGAGCUUGCUAAAUCCUAUUCAGACAUAGUCUCUGGUAUGGUUUGUCAAUCUGCAUCAACUGUCAGCGAACCAGGAAUGAUUCAGUUGACCCCUGGAGUCAAUUUAGAAGCGAAAAACGAUAAUCUGGGACAACAGUAUAACUCCCCAGAAGAAGUAAUAACAAAUCGAGGAGCCGAUAUCGCUGUGGUCGGUAGAGCCAUCAUUACUGCUCAGAAUCCGUCUAAAACGGCCGAAGAAUACAAGAAGCAAUUGUGGAAUGCGUAUUCGGCGCGUAUCAAGUAAUUUAGCAGGUCUAAAAUGUGAUUUUUUGUUACCUCAUUUCAUAAUGCAUUUCCGCAUAUUAAUCGUUAUGUUUUUUUUUUACCAACAAUUAUAUAUUAUUGAUUUGAA